AUGUCGGUCCCCUCCUGUCUUCCACCAUUCGACAGUCUAGCUGCCCGAAUCGGCAUGUUUGAACUCUCCAACAUACUAACACAUGCUAAAUGGCUAGAAUUCUUCAUAAGACUCAUACCAACGGAGAAGCUUCGAACAGAAUUAUAUCUCCUGCAUUUCGUACUCAAAGGUCGAGUCUAUCUCGGUGAUACUUGGCAGAUAGUUGCAGGACAGCGAGACUUUAUGGAGGAGAAGAGGGACCGUUGUCAGCUGGAAGUAUCUCUCUGCAGCCAGGCCAUCGAUCAUGUAGAGCAGCGCUGGACUAUACCAACUUCAAGACGCAUUAUGGAACCCACAACUGCCUAUUCGGUAGCUACGCGAAACAAGUGUGAAAGUUGGUUAAGGAGGCAAAAAAAUGACCCCAUUCCACCGAAAGAAAUUGCAUCGAUCGAAAGUGCCUCGCCCCUACUUGGUUCUUCUUCGGCUGUUGGUCAGUUUUCCCUUCUGCACCUCGAAAAACGAACACUGGUCACCGUGAAUUCCGAUGACCCCUCGUUCAGCCUACAGAGUACAUGGGUCACCAUAUGCCUCCAGGAGGCGUUCCAGGAAGCUCGCAAAGUGGAAUUAUCCACGCAGGCGAGACUGAUGUCAAUGUACCUUGACGUUGAAGGAUACCACACUCACCAUCGUAAUGCCCAUUCGGAGCUAAUUUUCUUGCGCGCCAAGAUGCGCCGCGCCCAAGCCGAGGCAGCUGUUUAUACACUGGCCCUUGAAAAUUCCCCUGCGUCAACCUACUCUGACAGCGAUUCAGAUUCAUCACCACGCCCAGUUCUUCCCCAGCAUCCACCAGAGGAAGUGCAUCGCUACAUGGAGUGCAUGGAUGUCGAAUCAAUCAACUCUCGCACUGACUCUGACUCAGAUGCAUGUCCGCAUUUCGGUCACGGUGUGAUACGAGCGUACAUCCAUUCAUCUAAGUACGAAAGCUCAGAAGGUAUAGGAAUACCUCUGUCUCAAGGAGCAACACUGAGGUGGUUAUCAGGCACUCAUAUCUUCAUAUCCUGUUAUAAGCAAUUGAAAUUACGUCUUCGCUUUGCUUCUCAGGAAUAUCAUCAGCAUGACGCGGUAAAGACAGGAGACAGAACACAACAACACAGCAUGACGUACUGCGCAACUGAGGUGACAAAUCAAAUAUUUUGUCAAGCCAUCGUGGUAUAUGCUAGUUCGGUGUCAAUGUGA
Suillus clintonianus is the source of this 1215-nucleotide messenger RNA. RefSeq lists its product as uncharacterized. Lineage: Eukaryota; Fungi; Basidiomycota; Agaricomycetes; Boletales; Suillaceae. Bases 1 to 1215 code for a protein of 404 amino acids. The record is from RefSeq and is a predicted model, not a curated record. The transcript is spliced from 10 exons.